CCUAGACCAAGCCAAAUACAAAAAUACUAGGUAAUUCCUGGCAGUCAGAAAAAUCAGCCAUCAACAGGCACAUACAGAUAAACAACAUUUGCAUACCAUUCAAAAGAGAUAAUCACAAAGCUUAAAAGGAAACAAAAUAUCUCACCAGCAAUUAACACCCAGAUAAGCAGAGAUUAACACCAAGAUCAAUCCCACCGAUAGACCUAAAACAAUACUCCAAUCAAGGAGUUACCAAUUCAAACAAUCAAACAGAAAACAACGAUCUAAUCAAGGAAUCACCAAACUACUUCCACCAACAGAUAGAGCAAGCCACGUGCAUACAAACAGACAGCAAAUCACACUCCCUUCUAGCACUGAUGAUGUUACCUAGUUGGGUAAUGAAACAUCUGCAAGAAAACAACCAAAUUCAGAAAGCACCAAAGACCCCACCAGGCCAUAAUCAGUUACUCUGAAGGCUUUUGCCUCCUAAGUCUUUAGCACACUCCUGUGACUGAAAAAUCAGUCUUUCUGAUGCUGGGAAAAAUAGUUUCAUAUACUGUACAUGUAGAUGUAGACCUAAGUACAUUUUUUUGGUAGUUUUUUGUGGUAAUUUUUGUCAGGGAGGCCAAGAAGGUUAAAUAGUUUAUGUGUCCUCCCCACCCACAUACCUUUUGUCCUCUUUUUCAAUUGUCCAUGUCCUCAUUUGCCUGUUCAGGUAUCUGGCAACCCUACCUUCAGAUGUACUAAUGGUGUAGAUUUCCAAAUUCCCAGCCAGUCAUGCCAUUGCCACAGUGACUAGGAAUCCAGGAGACUGUACUGUAGUACCCACCCAGAUGAUGGACAUUUAGUCAGAGAAGACUGAGGCAGAUAAUAAUAUUGAAUUCAUCCCUCGCAUUUGGUCUAUGUAUUGUUUAAACUGUAUGAGGGAUUCCGGGCAUGCAAAUGGAAAUGUAAUUACUCUUGCCACUUCUGCUUUGAACCUGUCUUAACAACUGUUCAAGCUAUUGUGAAUAUUGAGUUCAGUAUUUGUAACUUCUCAGACAGAAUCUGCUGGCAAGGCAAUUAUUAAGUUGAAGGUUCAGAGGAAUAUGCUGACAUGGGGGUCUCAGAAACCUUAGAUGAGGAAAGAACCUGCUGACUGAAAAAGUUGGUAGGAGAAGGCCCAAGGGAAGAUGAGGGAUAAUCUCACUCAAGAUCUCAAGAAAUACGGGAUGAAUAGAUAUAUUUUAUCAGCAAAAGCAGAGAAGGGAAACAAUAUUCUUGACAGAUUGAGAUUUAAGUAGAAGGAUGGCCAAGAAUGUGUAUCAAAGAAUGUAUUGGAUUAAAAAAGCAUAGGGGAUGUGUGUGUGUGUGUGUGUGUGUGUGUGGUUUUUUUUUUUUUUUUGGUAUGUGGAACUAAGGAAUUUCAGAGUGAAGCUUUCAGAGUUAUUUAUUUAAUAAUUUUAUACUGCCUUUAUUACUUUAUAAGUAACUCAAGGAGCAAACAUACAUAAUACUUCUUCAUCUUUCUCCUUUUUUCCCCUCACAACAAACCUGUGAAGUGAGUUGGGCUGAGAGAGUGAAUGAGUGGCCCAAUGUCACUCAGCUAGCUUUCAUUGCUAAAACAGAACUAGAAUUCCCAGUCUCCUGGUUUCUAGGCCAGCAACUGAACCACUACACCAACCACUACACCAACCUUAGAUACUUUAAAGAGUAGCUCCACAGAAAGCACAUUGUAGCAGCCAUUCAUGAUAAAUAACAGUGACUUAAAAAGUUCCCUUAAACCAAGCUCCCUACUAUUAACUAUGAAAUUGGUUUCCUAUAUCAGGUCCAACCCUGCUUACCUUUUUCAAAAUCCGCUAGAUUCUACUCCCUGCUGAAGUUUGAAGAACAGGUAACUAUCAGCCCAUGAAUUGUUGGCCCAGUACUUAUAAUGGGUGUAAAUGGAUUCUUUGCUAUUGUGGCCCUCUGGAUUCUAGGAAUCCAGUAAGAGGUGAGGAUUGAGGGGCCUUCCCAAGCUAUGAGAAAGUAAUCUCAUUCAGCCCUGGUUUCCUAUUGGAUCUCCAUGUUGUUGAUUUUUUUUUGUAGCCUAUCAUCAAGCUUAGUGAAUAAUGAAUAAUGACUGCUUGCAUAGAGUUAAAGAAGGAUAAAGUAGAGCUAGGUGUCACCAGUAUAUUAAUGGCACCCACUCCAGUGUUCCAGAUACCUUUACUGAAACAUUGUAUAGCAGAAGUGCCAAACGUGUAACCCACAACACUCCCAGGUGUGACCCAGAUCAGAUUAAAAUGCAACUGGGUGAUAUUUAGGAAAAUAAAAUAAAAAUACAACAAAAUAGCAAUAAUAUUACAUUUUGAAGCUCAAUAAGAAUAAAUAUAAUGACCAAUCACCCAAACCCCAGGCUUGUGACUCAGGAAAUGUCCUGCAUAAACUUUCUUCCUAAGCUAAAUUGCAGCAGAAAUAUAGGGCUAACGAGAUAUGAGAUACUAGAUAUCCAAGCAGGCAAAGGAGGUCAUGGAUAAUUGGAAAGAAGCAGUUCACACUAAAUUGGACGUUGCAUUACUCAAACUCACACUAAUUGUGACCUCUCUGUACUUUUGUCCCAGAUGACUGGCAGGCAGGCAGCCCUGCACGGUUAGGUGACCUGCUCCGGUCUACAGUGUUUCCAGUGCCUGAAGGAAUACCUCUCUCCAAAACAGGUUGCCGGUUACCAUGACCAUGAGGAGUUUGUUCUCGAAUCCCAGCCAUUAUGUCGAAACUUUUCAAGUCUUCCUCAAGAAGUCAACCGAACAUCAGUGCAUGCAGGACUUCAUUGAUAAGAAGCUGCCCCAGUUAAUAUCCAGCAUCAGUAAUGGAAAACCUGAAAUCAAUGUUCUAAGUGUUGGUGGUGGUUCAGGAGAAAUUGACCUUGAGAUUCUUGCAAGAUUACAGUCAGAAUAUCCUGGAGUGAUCAUUCAUACUGAUGUGAUAGAACCAAAUGCAGAACAAAUAAACAGUUAUAAAGAAUGUGUUGCAAAUGCAUCAGAUCUCAAGAACAUAAAGUUCACUUGGCACAAGGAGACGUCCCUGGAAUAUGAAAAUCGAAUUAUGGACAGCAAAGAGAUGGGAAAAUGGAAUUUCAUCCAUAUGAUCCAGAUGCUGUAUUAUGUAAAAGACAUGCCAGCUACCAUUAGGUUCUUUCAUGGCCUCUUGGAACCUGGGGCCAAACUCCUCAUUAUUCUUGUUUCAGGACGCAGUGGCUGGGCCAAAUUGUGGAGGAAAUACGGUCAUCAUUUACCUCCGAAUGAUCUUUGUUUAUAUAUUUCUUCUGCUGAUGUUGAAGAGGUGCUUGAUGGUUCUGGACUAAAAUAUCAGUCUUAUGAGCUUCCAUCAGACAUGGACAUUACGGAUUGCUUUAAUGAAGGGAGCAAAACUGGUGAACUUUUGCUUGAUUUUUUGACAGAAACCUACAAUUUCAGUAAAACUGCCCCUCUUGAUCUAAAAAAUGAACUCAUUGAAGAUCUUAAAAAGCCCGAAUACAGUGAAAGGAGAGGUGACAAGUAUUUUUUUAAUAACACCCUGAGCGCAAUAAUGAUUGAACAUUAAAAUGGAGAGACUUACUUACACACCUAAUAUCACUAUGAACUUGUUUAAUAUUUUAAUAACUGGCUUGUAUGUGAAACCUGAGACAGAUACAGACAGAAACACUCAAGUGAGAUAUAGUAUUUUGUGCCUUGCAUUAGAAUUGUUAAGAGUAUAGAUAUGUGUUUGCAAUGUUGCAGAGGGACACCUUAUUAAUAAAUUAAAACUUACCUUA
This is a messenger RNA of Crotalus tigris (Tiger rattlesnake), 3751 nucleotides long. It is a transcript of the gene HNMT, whose product is annotated as histamine N-methyltransferase. The transcript has 7 exons. Gene Ontology annotation, molecular function: N-methyltransferase activity. The coding region runs from base 2668 to 3540 and encodes 290 amino acids. The record is from RefSeq and is a predicted model, not a curated record. Lineage: Eukaryota; Metazoa; Chordata; Lepidosauria; Squamata; Viperidae.